Molecule: messenger RNA, 1965 nt
Organism: Ustilago hordei
Lineage: Eukaryota; Fungi; Basidiomycota; Ustilaginomycetes; Ustilaginales; Ustilaginaceae
Exons: 1
Coding region: 1-1965 (654 amino acids)
Source: RefSeq, a predicted model, not a curated record
AUGCACUUCGUCAACCGCAUCGGCCUAUUGGCCGCAUUGCUGGCCCUCGCACAAUAUGCGCAGGCAGCAACCGUCACUGUCACACAAAUCUCAUGUGGUUACCUGUACUUCACCCUUGGUCUCACACCUGCCGAGAGCACAAAUGCCCAAUACCUUGGCGUCUACCAAGGCACCACCAUGAUCUCCGAGAUCCAGUUCAACGCUGCUUACGCCAGCACCAACUCGUAUCAGUGGUACGCUCCUUUCUUCCAAGGCGUCACCGUCGAAUCUGGACCUCAGCAGAUCAGCUUCCGUCUCCUCGACACAGACGAGGAGCCGAUCACCGCCUACCCUGCUAUCACUCAGACGCUUAACUUCCAGUGUGGUACCACCGUCACCACUUCGUCUGCUGCUGCCAGUUCGCCGACUCGAGGCUCUGGUAGAUCCAGCAACAACGAUAGUGGCAACAGCAACAGUGCCUCCAGCUCUGGUUCCUCCUCGUCCAACACUGGCGCCAUCGCUGGUGGUGUCGCCGGUGGUGUCAUCGCCCUCGCUGCCAUUGGUCUUCUUGCCUUCUGCUUGAUGAGGAAGAAGAAGAGACAGCAGCGCAACCAGCAGAGCCGUAUUCGCAACGACGAGGCCGACGAGGCUGCCUUCCGUGCCCCGAACAACGAUUCGACCACUUCGCUUGCUACAGCCCCCGAGACUGUCAACACGCCCAUGAUGCGCGAUAUCUCCACUAAGAACGUCUUUGCUGACCCUACCACUUUGACUACAUCUGGUGCCCUCUCCGGUACCUCGACCCAAUUCACUGCUGCCAAUAACAAUCCCGGAUCUGGUAUGGGUGCUGGUGCUGCCGCUGCAGGUGGUAUUGGUGCCGCCGCUAUUGCUGCUCGCAAGCAGUCGCGUGAACAGACACGCGCUCGAUCGCCCAGCAGUGCUUCCGGUAGCAGCCCAUCUUCCGAAUUCUCCAAGGACAACUCUACACCUUCGUCGCAACUUGCUCCCCCUGUCUCUGCUAUGCCUGCCUCUGUCGCUCCUUCUUCUUCAUCGUCUCAGCCUGCACCGAUGACCGCUCAGAACACACAGCCUGCUUCCUACCCAUCCGCAUCUUUUUCCUCAAGUCCAUCAACCAGCGCUCAAGCUUCUUCCUCUUCUGCAGCACCCGCCGCAGUUGGUGGUACCGCAGCAGCAACUAUUACUUCCGGUGCCACUGCCAAGGCAAGCUCAAGCUCGGACAACAACAACAACAACAACAACAACAACAACAAGACCAAGACCAGCAAGUGGGGCUUCAACCGCGUUUCCAAGGACAUGGGCAACAGCAACAACAACAGCAACAGCAACAAGCUUCCCUACCCGCAAGCCGUUCCUGAGCCUAUCGCCGCUCCUGCCCCUGCUGCUGCCCCUGCUUCGUCCUCUUCCACAACCCCAUCCCCCACAAGCGCCUCUCCUGAGGUCCCUUCUUCUCCUUCGCGUUCGUUCAAGGUGAUCCAAAAGGCUUCGCCUGCCCCUAUUCCACAAUCCAUGGCUGGUCCUAGCAGCGCCUCGAUUGCUCCUCCUCGUUCCGGCCCCGCUACACCAGCAGGUUCGAUUCGUGGCACCAACUACUCGCGUGCACCAUCGGUUGCCUCCAUGUCGGCUGGCUUCACUGAUGCGCCACCUCUCCCCUCUGGUGCCGCCUCUGUUGCUUCUGCGCCAGUGGGCGAGUUUGGCAGUCAAAACAUAGCUGGUAUCGGUGCUGGUCGUUCGUUCGCUGCUUCAAGUGGUAACUCGACAAAAUGGCACCAGCAGAGUUACAACAUCAUGCCCAAUUUCAGUCACAGGGCGUUGGCGAGGUCAACUCAAUUGGAUGAGGACUUGAUCUUCGGUCACUUGGGUAUGGGAUUAAACCCUCCUCAGCCACCAACAAUGGCAGGUAACGGAAGCGAGACUGGCAGCGCAAGGAGUGCCAAGAGCAAGACUGAUCCUUUCGGUGAUCGUUAA